AUGAGCCUAUCCCUGGCCAAUACUCCUAUAAAAAGGGAAACUGAUACCAGAAUUAUUGAUCAGGUAUAUCCCGGAGUAUGGGCAAUUGACAUACCGGGACGUGCCAAGAAUGCAUCACCUGUAAUAGUAAAAUUGAAGGAAGGACAGAGUGCGGUAAGAAUUAAACAAUACCCACUGAAAAGGGAAGAUAGGGAAGGAAUUCGUCCAAACAUAGAGCGAUUCAUAGAACUAAAACUACUAAAAGAAUGUGAGUCAGAAUUUAACACACCUAUCCUCCCAGUUAAAAAACCUGAUGGGUCUUAUAGGAUAGUUCAAGAUUUAAGGGCCAUUAACAAAAUAACAGAGGAUCUGUAUCCUGUAGUAGCUAACCCCUAUACCUUACUAACCACCCUGACACCUGACCUAGCUUGGUUCACAGUUUUAGACUUAAAAGAUGCCUUCUUUUGCCUCCCUCUCCAUGAAGCCAGCCAAAGAAUUUUUGCUUUUGAAUGGGAAAAUCCCAGAAGCGGUCGAAAGACCCAGCUCACAUGGACGGUGUUGCCACAGGGGUUUAAAAAUAGCCCCACAAUUUUUGGAAACCAAUUAGCAAAGGAUUUGGAGUUAUGGGAACCACCGUCAGAAGAAGGGAAAGUGUUACAAUAUGUAGACGAUCUUCUUAUUGCAACCAGAACCGAAGAAUCUUGUAUUAUUUGGACUGUGAGUCUGCUGAACUUUCUGGGACUACAAGGAUAUCGAGUUUCUAAGAAGAAGGCACAGGUGGUGUUACAACAGGUCACAUACCUGGGGUACGAGAUCAGUGCCGGACAACAGGUCCUGGGGAAGGCCCGAAAAGAAGCCAUAUGCCAAGCCCCCCGACCACGAACUGUAAAGGAACUGCAGACAUUUCUGGGAAUGACAGGAUGGUGCCGGCUUUGGAUAUACAGAGCUUUCCAUGAACUGAAGAAAGCCUUGAUGUCGGCACCAGCACUAGGCCUUCCUGAUGUGAGUAAGCCAUUUUUCCUAUUUUCCCAUGAGAAACAGGGAAUGGCAUUAGGAAUACUGGCACAAGAUUUGGGACCAUACAGACGGGCAGUGGCAUACUUCUCUAAACAGCUGGAUGCCACUGCAAAAGGGUGGCCUGGUUGCCUGAGAGCAGUAGCAGCCGUCAUCCUAAACAUCCAAGAGGCCCGGAAGUUUACCCUGGGCCAGAAAAUUACUGUCUUAGUAUCCCACACAGUGUCUGCAGUCCUUGAAACAAAAGGGGGGCAUUGGCUCUCCCCACAGAGAUUCCUAAAAUACCAGGCCAUAAUGGUGGAACAAGAUGAUGUUGAGAUCGUGACUACAAACAUCGUCAAUCCGGCCUCAUUUCUUAAUGGGAAUAUUGGAGAAUCAGUCGAUCAUGACUGUCUAGAAACAAUCGAAGCCACUUAUUCUAGUCGGACAGAUCUCAAGGAUGUUCCUAUUAAUGGAGCUGAACAUUGGUUCACGGAUGGGAGCAGCUAUAUGCUGAAUGGAAAGCGACAUUCCGGAUAUGCUGUUACAACCUCUGAAGAAGUGAUAGAAUCGGGGCCGCUACCGGCUGACACUUCAGCACAGAAGGCUGAAAUCAUAGCCCUUACUCGAGCUCUGGAGAGAGCUCGGGGAAAACCUAUAAAUAUUUGGACUGAUUCUAAAUAUGCCUUUGGAGUGGUACAUGCUCAUGGAGCAAUAUGGAAAGAAAGGGGACUGUUAAACUCCCAAGGAAAAAUCAUCAAACAUGCGGAAGAAAUUUUGAAACUCCUAAAUGCGGUCCGGCUUCCUGAAAGGGUGGCAAUUAUGCACAUUAAGGCACACCAGAAAGUGAAAGGUAAACCAGACUAUACUAAAGAAGAUCGCAAACUGAUUUCUGACCUAGAGGGAUCAUAUAAUGAGGAAGGGUGGGCUAUAAUCUCACAUGGGAGAAUAGUGAUUCCUUCCUACAUGGUAUGGUCAGUAGUCCGGGAAGAGCAUAGAAAAAGGCACUGGGGGGCAGAAGCUCUAUAUAAGGAUCUCACUAAAAACAUAAUAGCACGAAAUUUGUAUACUACUAUUAGACAAGUAACCCAACAAUGUGAUCUUUGUCUCCAGACUAAUCCUAAGAUUACCAAGGGGCCAAAGUUGGGAAAAAUUGGGAGAGGAAAUGUUCCUGGGCAACAUUGGCAGAUCGAUUUCUGGGAACUUCCUAGAAAAGGGGGGUAUCGAUAUUUAUUGGUACUAACAGAUACCUUUUCAGGUUGGCCAGAAGCCUUCCCGUGCAGAACUGCUAAAGCCCGGGAAGUGACCAAAAUACUACUCCAAGAGAUAAUACCUAGGUUUGGAGUCCCAGCGGUAAUGUCCUCGGAUAGAGGACCACAUUUUGUGUCCAGAAUAGUGCAACAGAUCAGCCACCAUCUAGGAAUAGAUUGGCAAUUACAUACCCCAUACUGACCACAAUCGAGUGGCCAGGUGGAAAAGAUGAAUCAUCUAAUCAAACAACAGAUUGUCAAGUUAGGCCAAGAAACAAAUCUAACUUGGCCCCAGUCUUUGCCAUUAGCUCUUACACGAAUUCGAACUAGACCGAGAGCAAAAGAGGGGCUUAGCCCAUUUGAAAUUUUAUAUGGACGACCCUAUGGGGUACAAAAGGGGAUGUCUUCACAGACUGGUGAAGAAACAAUGACUUCCUAUAGAAUGUGGCAAUGGUGA
Molecule: messenger RNA, 2679 nt
Organism: Falco peregrinus (peregrine falcon)
Lineage: Eukaryota; Metazoa; Chordata; Aves; Falconiformes; Falconidae
Exons: 4
Biological process (GO): DNA integration
Molecular function (GO): nucleic acid binding; RNA-DNA hybrid ribonuclease activity
Source: RefSeq, a predicted model, not a curated record